AUGAACGAUGCUCAGGUACAGCAACAGGUGCAGCAGAUGGUGGCGUUUAUUCGGCAGGAAGCAGACGAGAAAGUGAACGAGCUGCGCACAAAAGCGGAGGAGGAGUUCCACCUGCGGAAGCUCAGCCUUUUCGAGGAGCAGCGCGAGCGGAUACGAGCUGAGUUUGAGCGAAAGUACAAGCAGCUGCAGGCAUCACGUCGAAUAGCGUUGGCAUCGGCGCUCAACGCCGCUCGUCUGCAGGUGCUUCGCGCUCGCGAAGCGACGCUGCGUGAGCUCUACGAGUGUAGCCGCGAGCGACUCGCCGCGUUUGGCACCGAAGCCGGUCCGGACUACCAGGAGCUUUUGGAGCGUCUUAUUGAACAGGGCAUGAAGAUGGUACAACCAGAGCCACGAGUGAGCCUUAUUCUGCGUUCGCGUGAUCGGGCGCUUGUGGAAAAUUCGCUUGCAGGCCUUCAGGCACGAUACCGCCAGUUGCUCGAAAACAGCGAAGCCACGACUCCUGCCUCCGAGCAGGCGUCUUGCGUGUCCAUUUCAAACACCGAGCAGCUCGAUAACAGUUCGCCAGGCGGCGUCAUUGUCACAAGUGCGGAUGGACGAAUACGCUGCGAUAACACACUAGAGCGCAGGCUGGAAAUCGCCUACCAACAAAAUUUGGCAACACUUCGUGAUUUGCUCUAUGGGGAUUCGGGUACACUUUCCGCCUUCGAAGAAGACCUGAGUCUCUAA
Molecule: messenger RNA, 726 nt
Organism: Cyanidioschyzon merolae strain 10D
Lineage: Eukaryota; Rhodophyta; Bangiophyceae; Cyanidiales; Cyanidiaceae
Product: probable V-type ATPase V1 subunit E
Exons: 1
Coding region: 1-726 (241 amino acids)
Biological process (GO): proton transmembrane transport
Cellular component (GO): proton-transporting two-sector ATPase complex, catalytic domain
Molecular function (GO): proton-transporting ATPase activity, rotational mechanism
Source: RefSeq, a predicted model, not a curated record